AUGGACUACCUCGGCUACCACCCACCACAGCUUGCUUCUUCGCCAUCAUUGAUGAGCGCCGAUGUUCGAUCGCCCGUGGUGGGCGUGGUGAGGUCACGGAGCCUUUUCGAGAGCAUUGUGGUCACGCCUGAACAUUUCCUUCCUUCCUCUGCGUCAUCUUCGCCCUUCUCUGCUUCGGCUACUUUUUCGACCUCGGAUCAAUCGAAUGGGUCGCAGGAGCACGGUUUCAUGUCGAGCGCCAUGUCUACAUCUACGACAGAUCUGAUGGAAUUUUGCUCCCCCUCAAAGAAGCAUCGCCCCGACGCUGGGCAUCAGAACAAGACGACGCUCCAUCAGAAGCGCAAAUGGGAUUCCGUAGACGAUGAUGAGGAGGAGGAGGAAGUGGGCGAGGAGGAGGAGCUCAACGACUCAUCGGACGAUGAAGAUGAAGCGCAUCCUGAUCUUCGACAGCAGCAUCGACCGCGCGAGGAGCGCAGCUCGACCGUUAUCGUUUCCUUCCCUGCCUCGCACGAGAUGGACAAGUCGACCAAGCACCAGAGAGUGGUCCAGAAGAAGCCUGACGCAAGGGACAUCCCGCGAGCGCGACACAUCAUCUUGCGCUUUUGCGACUCACAACAAUCGGUGGAGGCUAAGAUCGUGUGCAAGGAGCCGUGGGGCGUUCGCGUGGAGGUGCUCGAGGAGCGGCCCGAUCUCAGCCUGUCGAUUGGAACGCGCUACUGGGCUCGGUUCACCGGCACCGUAAGCCUCAUCACCAACAUCCCCGUCCUGGAGGCCAUGCAUCCAUGCUAG
Molecule: messenger RNA, 789 nt
Organism: Acanthamoeba castellanii str. Neff
Lineage: Eukaryota; Discosea; Longamoebia; Acanthamoebidae
Exons: 2
Coding region: 1-789 (262 amino acids)
Source: RefSeq, a predicted model, not a curated record